Coregonus clupeaformis (lake whitefish) is the source of this 2763-nucleotide messenger RNA. Its product is annotated as annexin A5. Gene Ontology annotation, molecular function: calcium-dependent phospholipid binding; calcium ion binding. Lineage: Eukaryota; Metazoa; Chordata; Actinopteri; Salmoniformes; Salmonidae. Gene Ontology annotation, cellular component: cytoplasm. The coding region runs from base 114 to 1697 and encodes 527 amino acids. The transcript has 15 exons. Gene Ontology annotation, biological process: phagocytosis; cytokinetic process; negative regulation of coagulation. The record is from RefSeq and is a predicted model, not a curated record.
CCAACACAUUGGAGGAGCCCACCCACAACUACAUUGCGCAACCAUCUUUUAAACUCUUCCUGAUUCAAUCUCUUCCCCUUCUACAAUCCCGAGCGUCAGAAACAAUCCCAAAGAUGAGUUAUCCAGGUUACCCUCCCUCAGGCGGCUACCCUCCCCAGGCAGGUGGCUACCCCCCACAAUCAGGCGCAUAUCCCCCCCAAGCUGGAGGUUACCCGCCCCAAGCCGGAGGUUACCCUCCCCAGGCAGGGGGCUACCCUCCCCAAGCUGGAGGUUACCCGUCCCAAGCUGGAGGUUACCCGCCCCAAGCCGGGGGCUACCCGCCCCAAGCCGGGGGCUACCCUCCAGGAGCAGGGGGCUACCCUCCAGGAGCCGGGGGCUACCCUCCAGGAGCCGGGGGUUACCCUCAACCAGGUGGAGGUUUCCCCCAGGGGGGAGGCUUCCCUCCUCAGGCCGGAGGCUAUCCUUCUAUGCCUCCAGCACAAGGUGGUUGGGGUGGAUCCCCUGCUGGUGGAAUGCCAGGCGGAGGUAUGCCCCAGGGAUACCCUGGCGGUCCUGCUCCAGGUCAACCCCAGGGAUACCCUGGCGGUCCUGCUCCAGGUCAACCCCAGGGGUACCCAGGCGGUCCUGCCCCAGGACAGCACCCCAUGCCUGGCUACCCUGGUGGUGCCCCGGCCCCCAACCCCUCCAUGCCAGGAUACGGAGGUGGUGCUCCGGCUACUCCCUGUUCACCUGCCAUCAACAGAGGCUAUAGGGGUGUGAUUAAGGACCACCCAGGUGCUGACCCUCUGAGGGAUGUGGAAGUCCUCCGCAAGGCCAUGAAGGGCUUUGGCACGGAUGAGGCAGCUAUAAUUGAGCUUCUUGGGAGUCGCACAAACAAGCAGAGGGUUCCCAUGGUUGCAGCCUAUAAAACCACUUAUGGGAAGGAUUUAUUCCACGAUCUGAAGUCCGAGCUGACUGGGAACUUUGAGAAGCUGGCUAUUGCCAUGUUGCAGACGCCAACCAAGUUUGAUGCAUCUCAACUCAAAGAAGCCAUAUCGGGUGCAGGUACCGAUGAAGCAUGUCUGAUUGAGAUCCUGUCAUCUCGCUCCAACGCAGAAAUCAGAGAAAUCAAUCAAAUGUACAAAAACGAGUAUGGUAAGAAAUUGGAGGAUUCCAUCAUUAACGACACCUCAGGACAUUUCCGUAGACUCCUCGUCUCACUCUGUCAGGGAAAUCGAGACGAGAGGGAACAAGUGGACAUCAACAUGGCCAAACAGGAUGCUCAGAAACUGUAUGCUGCCGGGGAGAACAAAGUGGGGACGGAUGAGUCCCAGUUCAACGCUAUACUGUGUUCCAGGAGUAAACCCCACCUGAGAGCAGUGUUCAAUGAGUACCAGCAGAUGAGUGGCAGAGACAUCGUGAAGAGCAUCUGCAGAGAGAUGUCUGGAAACGUGGAGGAUGGCAUGGUGGCUGUUGUGAAAAGCAUCAGGAACACUCCUGAAUACUUUGCAGAGAGGCUGCACAAGGCCAUGGCGGGGGCUGGGACCAAGGACAGGACUCUGAUUCGGGUCAUGGUGACUCGCUCUGAGGUGGACAUGCUGGACAUCAGACAGGUGUACCAGAAGAACUACGGGAAAUCACUGUACACCGCCAUCUCUGGUGAUACCUCUGGGGACUAUAAGAAGCUACUGCUGAAACUGUGUGGUGGAAGUGAUUAGAGGGAUAUGAAGACAUCAUCUAUAUACAGCAGGACAGUGAAGUCAUAGAAUUAGAAUGAGAAUCAUAGAAUCAGAGGUGCUAUGGUUACCUCAUUCUGAUUCUAUGAUUGUAGUAGUCCAUAAGAAUGUACCAGACAGGAUCCUAUAUCAACCUGUGAUGCAUGUAGUUAUUUUUGCCAAAUUUGUGUCUCACACCAUAAUGUGCUGGGUGAUAUAUGCAGGAUAAUUACUUUAUUUGCUGCAUAUGCAAUCAGUUAUUGUUAUUAUGUAGUCUUGAUUCAUUUUCAGGAGUUAUUUUUUUAAUUGUGAUAUGUGUAAUCAUAUUUCAUGUUAUCAGGAUAAUAUAAUUUAAAAAACAUAUAGUACUUUAAUUUACAAAUUAUUAUAUUAGCUUAGUGCCAAAUACUAAAUGUAUAUGAAUAUUUCUGGAUGUGUCAACACGUGCAAAUAUUUUAGGAGAUUUAGAUACUUAAGGUAUUUAAAAUUGAGUAUCUUAGAGCUUUAUUGCUGACUGCUAUAUUCUAUGCAAAUUACCACCGUGUUUCAUUUAAAAUGAAAGCCAAUGAUAAUGAAAUAUCACCACACAAAGCUGGUAUUUUUUUUUCUCUUAUUGACACCUUUUAAUAAUUUUGGUUAUUUUCCAUUGCUUGUUUCCCAGAUUUAAACACAAUGUUGCCUUUUUAUGCUGCGUACCCAAAGCCGCCAUGGCAUGCAACUCUUUCAAUGUUUUUUUUGUUGCUGAAAUAUUUCAUUAUUUGUUGUCAAUAUUGUUGAAGGAUUUAUUCAUCACAUAGUUAUAUACAGUACACAAACUGUAUACAAUAAUUUGAUGCCAGUAGAGGGCAGUUUGAACACGCACGUGAAAUUGGCAACGGGUCCACUGAGGCAUUGUAACUGCAAUAUUAUAUAACUAUAUACCAGUACCACGUUUGUAACUUGUCACAAUGGCCCAAAAGUGCUGCCUUCGUAAAUGUUAGUUAGUACAUGAGAAUCAUUUCAUUGUUGUAAUGUUCACCCACAGGCUUAUGAUGGUGUCAUUCGUGUCAAUUAAAAUAUUUUGACUGGC